Messenger RNA from Aspergillus pseudonomiae, 1812 nucleotides. RefSeq lists its product as uncharacterized. The record is from RefSeq and is a predicted model, not a curated record. The transcript is spliced from 2 exons. The coding region runs from base 314 to 1648 and encodes 444 amino acids. NCBI's taxonomy places the organism in Eukaryota, Fungi, Ascomycota, Eurotiomycetes, Eurotiales, Aspergillaceae.
ACCAGCCAAUAGCGAAAUUGCCGCAUUUCUUGUAUUGAAGUGGCACCGGAUGUCAGCCUACAAGCGACACUUUCGAUGAAGAUGGAAACAUCGGCGGUGGUCCCCCCGCGCGGCCGGUAAGAUUGGAGGAUUGGAGGAAUGGUCGAGUCGACGCGCCGAGAGCACAUAUAAAGAGGCCAGUCAAAGCUGCAAAGAGUUGCCGGUAUUGUGAUUUAUUUCUUGGCACCUACAGUCUUCCUUUCAAUUUCCAUUCCAUCUUCCUGUUGCUGUCUCCCCAACGCCUUUCCUGCCGAAAUACCUCAUUUUCUGUAACAUGUUCCCUACAUUCCACAUAAACAACUUCAAGCCGUGGGCUCCCCCUCACACUAAACCAUUCCCACCCCAUAAAUCCCUCACUUCGCGCGCUCCGCGCACUCCCAUACCCACCCCAAAACUCGAUACCCCCCCUCCCUACAAGCCUCGUCAUGAUUCCUUUCCAAGCACUUUGCCCACUCCCAAACAUUGCCUCCCAGCGCGGCCACCGGCCGAAGUUUGCUUGCGUAUCAGUGCAGACACUCGGCCGUGUACGUUGAACUCCCAACCUCCACUAAGGGAGUGUUCUAUACCGCUGCCGAACACGCUAUCUUCGAAAAUCCCCGAGCACGGCACAAUAUCUACAUGCUAUCCAGUAGAUCGCACAUCAAAUUCGGAUCCAAUUCCACCCUGUUAUCUCGAAGAUAUCACGGAUGCUCCAAUCGAGCCACCGUUCCUUCCGGAAGACACCGCAGGGGUUGGCCAAUCUUCACCCAGCACUAGCUCAGAGGAUAGCUUGGAAGAGUUCAGCUUUCCAGGUCUACAGAGCAAUAUUCCCAUUGACCCAGUGAUCCUUGCCGACAAUAAGCCUUGGGAGGAGGAGGCUAGCGGCCUUCACCAACAUAUCCAGCAAUGUGAUGAUCUUAUGUUUCCAGAGACAAUUUGUCCAUAUCCUGAACCUCCAACUCUUUGCGACACACCCGAUCAACUCCGGAGUCCCAGCAAAGACCCCGGCAGCCAGGGUGGUAAUACUAAAACAAGCGACCACCCUCGCACCCAGGGGCAUCGACAAUUGAAUUCUUCCAAUCACAACAGUGAAGCCGACACAUCUUGCUCUAACGACACAAGUGAGAACCUCCAUGGCGAACAGUCUAAAAAACAUAAGCGAAAGACACAGCGAUCGGGAUCGGGAGGAAGAGCUGCCAAACGGAUUCGACUUCCUCUCCGAUUACCAACAAGGGAGCAUUCCUUCACCGGCCUUCGUUCUCAUUUCUUAUCUCUACCACUUGAUGAACGUUUGCAGUUCCUCUCUUGGCUUUUCGAAGGUGCUUUGCCACGUUGUAUGUCAGACUAUUCUCUCACAGUAUCUGAACAAGAAGAUGCGCGGGCAGCCAGUCACUCUACUCUCCCUGACGUGAUUGAGCAAGCGCCGCGGGGUAGCAUGGAGGUAAUAGAAAACUCGAGAAAGGGUAUUAAAUGGUCCCCGGAGGAGGACACUCUUCUGCUGAAGCUGAAGAAGUAUGAGAAGCGGUCUUGGAAAGAGAUCGAGAGGUUAUUCUCCGAGGAAUACCCAGGGAGAAGUCUUGGCGCGAUCCAGGUGCACUGGAGUACGACCUUCAGGAGAAAAGAGGAUUAAUACUUCGCGGGAAAGGUGAUAGUAUAUUGGCAUUCUGAACGAUGUACAAGCCACAUGCAAACCUCUCCUUAGAGCCUAGUACGGACGAUGAGGAUAACCGUGCUUGACUACUCUGGCUCAAACUGGCGACCUAGGCAGCAUCAUCACCCGGGUGUGUACUUUGU